AUGACGAGUUACUGCGAACACGAGAGGCUCCGUAGGAAGAGUCACGGGUGGAGAAGUCUGCUACACCCGUCUGUCUUGGGCGCUUAUCUAGCAGUUUCCAGGCGCAUCAUUGUAGGCCCGAUUGUGCUGCUGUUGCUGUUCGCCGCCACUAACUACCUCUCGCCCGACGCCACGUUCCUCAUCACGUCCGACAACAGCAUCUUCGCUUUCACCGAGAAAGAUUUGUCCAUGGCUGGCGGCGGCUGUACAGAUUGUCUGGGUACAUGCAAGAUCGUGUUAUUGACGUAUGCGAUGUACAACAGAGUGGCUCUCACGAGUGCACCUCCGUUCACAGCGUUCACUGCCAGUGCUGGACACGUCACCACUCUCAAUCUCAGUAUCCCGCAGCAGACAAAGAGAGAACUUGAACUGGGCAUUGAACGAGCUAAGGACUGCGUCACUACAUGGAGUAUCAUAGCGAUUUCUCGACUGUUUUUAUUCCCGAUCACUUCAAACAGCACCGAGUUUGGCAAAAUCCCCGCUGUGGCCAUCAUAAUCGCCCACGAUGUGACUGAAUGUCGCCCAGACGUCCCCACGGAUGAGAGUCUUCUCGGUUCGAAGCUGGCUCUUGCUAUGGAUGGCUGGGACUUGCUGGCGGACGUUCCCGAGGCGCUCACUUUGUUUCCGUACUAUGACUCCGAUCUCGCGUGUGGUCAAAGCCGGCGAGGAGACGAAGUACAAAGUUGA
Molecule: messenger RNA, 726 nt
Organism: Phytophthora sojae
Lineage: Eukaryota; Oomycota; Peronosporomycetes; Peronosporales; Peronosporaceae
Exons: 2
Coding region: 1-726 (241 amino acids)
Source: RefSeq, a predicted model, not a curated record